AUGUCAAAAGUUCUAUUUUCAAAAUAUUAUCAAUCGAAAAAUCUGUAAAAAAACUUUUUUUUAUUUAAAACAACUAUUGUGUAUAGACAUAGCGAUAACAAAAAUUAUUUAUUGCUGUUUUAUAACUCAGUAAAUGCAAUAAAAUUCCAUGUACGUUAAGCAAAUGCGUCUUGUAUUCACAUUAUAGUUUUGUUAUGUGUAACUUCCAUCAAAGUCUGAUUCUCUAUCAAAAUGUUAGAAGGAUUGGUUGCCUGGGUCCUAAAUAACUAUUUAGGAAAGUACGUGCAAUUAAAUACAGAGCAGUUGAGCAUUGCCCUUUUGUCAGGGAAAGUAGAAUUAGAAAAUUUGCCUUUAAGGAAGGAUGCACUUCGUCACUUAGGUUUACCUGUAGUGAUAAAAGCUGGUUUUGUCGGCAAAGUUCAACUACAAAUACCAGUACGGCAGAUUAGGUCAGCGCCAUGGGUUAUAGCUAUAGAGCAGCUUUACUUAGUGGCCAGCCCAUUGCCUAUUAACGAGUGGGAUCAUGAAGCCGAAGAACUAGCGAGGCAUGAAUUAAAAUUGAGUGCACUAGACACAUUAGAAGCAAAAUGGCGUUUAGCAAGAGAUGUUCAGGACUCAAAUUCAACAUAUUAUGCAUCAAGUUACUCUUCCUGGUAUAGUUAUGGUACUGGGCUUGUUUCAGAAAUUAUAGAAAAUUUACAGCUUAAAAUUCAAGACGUGCAUAUCCGCUAUGAAGAUACUAUCAGUAUACCUAACCAAUCCAUUGCUUUCGGUGUUACAAUUGAGUCUCUUAUAGCCCAAAGUUGCGAUUCCAAUUGGCUACCGGGUUUCGUUCAUACUGGAAAGAGUGAAGAGUCGUUUAAGUUACUUGAACUGCAAAAUUUUGGGUUGUAUUGGAUAACGUUGAAGGAAGAUGAACUGUUAUCUAACCUAAGCGUUGCAAAAUUGGCUGAAGCGAUGUGUCCAAGUAGGACGAAACGAGACACGAAGAAUUACAUUGUUCCGUCUGUAAGCGCCCAAGCUCACCUCAAAAGAAACCGAAGUACGCAGCCCCUGAGAUCGUCCGAUCCAAGAAUUGUCUGUGAUUUAAUCUUAGAAGAAGUUCCAUUAUCGUUAAUCGAUUGGCAAUACAACCAAAUAGUAACUUGUUUCCACGGACUAGACGACAUAGCAAGGCUGAGAAGUUACCGGCAGUAUAAACCGUCACGAUCCGUAAGGGAGGAUCCGAGAGCUUGGUGGCUGUAUGCUAUAAGUUGCUUUUAUCCCGGCAGCCAACCGGCCAUUUGUAGGCCUAGACCGACUUGGGAGUCGUGUCUUCAAAGGGCCAGAGAAAAUGUAAAGUACGUUCAGAUAUGUAUGAAGUUGUUGCUCACGCCGACCAUAGCUUUGUCUGCCGAGGAGAAAAAGGCUAAGGAGGAGGUGGACUGGAGCAGAAACUAUGAGGAAUUGAAAGUUUUAAGGGAGCUCGCGAUGAGUUCCGUCAAGUUGCCACAGGUAAGUUCGAAUAAUGGGAAAUCGAAAGGUCGCAGCAUGUUAGUAUCUUGGUUUCCUACAUGGAUGGGAUGGUAUUCUUCCGGUGGGUCUGAGAGCACAUCGUCUUCAUCGCUUGAGACCACCCAACUGGAAGGAGAAAUAUUGCAGGUGUUGGCGGAUUCCGCCGAAAAUAACACUAUUUUGAAGAGGGACGCUGUAUUCGGUCAUUUCAACUUUUGUCUCAAGAAAGGCACCUUAAAUUUGUGUACUGUUGAGGACAAGGAGAGCUCCGCAAUGUUGGAAUUGGAGUUUAAAAACUUGUCCCUUAAUAUCCUGAGCAAACCGCGCACAAGUUCGCACUUGGUGGAAUUAUCGUUGCAUUCGUUAUUCUUAAAAGAUAAGAUCACACCGAAUACCAUGUUUCCGAUUCUGGUGGGACCCCCCGGCCAAGACCGGAUCAGUGUGCCGAGGGGCAGGGGUCCCAGCCCGAGAGUCAGUCUCAGUACGAGUAAAUUUGACGAAGGUGCAGAAAAUUUGUUUUAUUUAGCUUACGAAAAGAAACCGCCAAACUCAGGCUGUGAUUAUAGACUGAGCGUUAAAACGAAAUGUUUAGAUGUAGUUUAUCAACCGAACGCGGUGAAGUGGCUUACGGAAUUUGUUUGCUUGCCUCACCAGCGCGAUAUUACACAGUAUCAGAUAGAGGCCAUGAAGUCUAGGACAAAACGAGAACUGAUGAAAAAUUGGGAGCAAAUACUGGAGGGCAGAGUGGUCACUAGAACGUCAUGGGAACUAGAAUUAGAUAUAUCAGCACCGCAAAUUAUAUUCGUAGAACAAUUUACCGAUCACAAUUCUUCGAUGGCUGUGAUAGAUUUCGGUAGGCUGCAACUAAGAAACAACAUCGGAAAAGUAGACCCACCGGCUAAACCCGAAUUCAUAACCAAAGAAAGCGAGGAAGACGAAAUGUUUGUAACUCCGUGUUCGACGCCACCGGCGAGCGAGGCUAGCGACUCGGGCGAACAAACGCUGGAACUGGUGUCACAAUUAGACGAGUAUCCGGACCUGCCCCUGAACGAGUCCAACUUUCACCAGAAGCUCUAUGACUGCUACUUUUUAGAGCUCACUGACAUGCAGAUAUUGAUAGGCAAAGCCAAAGACAAUUGGAGGUACGCCCUGAAUAAAGGCUCUUCGAACCUGCACGUCCUGGAUAGGUUCAAUAUUUCCGUACAAAUUGAAAGGCGAGUCCUACACACUUCCGAUCCGCUUUAUCCGAGUCUAACGAUGAACGCCAACCUCCCUAGGCUCUCCGUACACCUAAACGAACAGAAAAUAAUUUCCGCUAGGAAUUUAACACGGCUAAUAAUUUCCACCGGGUUGCCGUCACCGUUCAAAACAACUUCGAAUGCCGAAGGCACUAUCCCCGAAAGUACUCACGAGGAACAAUCUGAAUGUACCGAAACUAGCGUAGAAUUAUCCAGGCUGUUAAUGGUGCAGUUCUCCAUUGAUCAGAUGUCGCUGGAGGUCCAAAGCCGAGGACGAUGCAUAGCGGAACUACAAGUGUCCGGCGUGAAAGUGGCUUUCACCAGACGUGCAGUCGAUCUCGGUAUAACCCUAACGGUACACAGUUUACUACUCGUGGAUGCUUUGCAAACGUUCGGUUCGGACUUUGAAUUGCUAGUAGCCAGUCACAAGCACGUUGGCAUGGAUUCCAUGUCCGGUAGUUUACGGGACAGCGAACCCACUUCUCCCACGUCUCCGGCUAGUCCGGAUCCGAACAUUUCGAGAGCUAGUGCCACUUCCCCGGUGGCUUUGACCCAGGCGCUCACUAAUUUAUCGACGUCUCCGCCGUUUAAAUGGCCGGGAAUAAUACGGACCGGUCCACUUAUGGACGCUGAAGCUCUGAUUACCGUUGAAGUGGUAUUGAUUACUGGUCAAGAGCCCAUGCAGAUCGCCAAUAUACAGUUCAAUAAUUUAGACAUAAUCGCAAACCAAGAAACUCUAGUGGAACUAAUGGGUUUCAUAAAACGGGUAUUUCCAAAGACUCAAAAACCUCUAGCGCCUAGCAUACCCCGUAUCCCUUCUAGCAUUAACCAGUCUACCGAAUCGCUCCUAGACGACUUGACGAAUUCGAACAUCGGCACGACUCAGCUCACUUUCGAUUUCCAUCGCUUAAACGUCCUCUUACUCAGAGGUGUAAUAAAGGACGGUACUUUGUACGGGAAGAAAAUCUGCACCGCCACCAUGAGCGAGGCUAAAAUUCAAGCAAACGUCAGUAGUAAGCUGGAAGUUGAAGGGUCUCUAGGAGGUUUACAAGUGUUAGAUUUAACACCAGAAGGUCACAUGCACCAGCGUAUAAUCAGCGUAGGCAGAGAUCCCCUCUUGGAAGCUCCGCACCCUUUAUACGUCAUGUCUGGGGCACAAGAAGACAGCAGAACUGCCUUUAACUUCAAAAUUGUAAGGAAUUUGGAGAAGACGAGUGAGAAGGACACAGCUAACGUCACAAUUCGAAUGGCCUCUUUGUGGUACACGCACUCGCCCUUGUUUGUUGUGGAACUUCAGUCGUGCGCCACAGAAUUCAAGCAGUAUCUGUCAAAUUUGGCAAAGUCAAUAAAAAUGGCGGCCACAGAUAUGGCCUUGGGUCUCGUACAUGCGAGAGCCGAGGCGUUAGCUCAGUCUCUAAAUAUGAACAAAAGGUUGCCGGGUUCGAUUUACAGCAGUGCGUUGUCGUUCUCGGAAAGCGCUUCUCCCAGCAGAAGAAGAAGGCGAUCUAGUUCUACCGAGCCGUCGGGUUAUGCCUCUGCCAGGGAUACCGUUCCUCAAACUCCCUACAGCCCCGCCGACGAUGAAGAAUUUAUUAUAGACUUGAAUCUCGAUAUCGAACUGGAUAGUCCUGUCGUUGUUUUACCGAGAGCGAACAACAGUCCCCAAGUUUUUGUCGCUCAUUUAGGGAAGAUAAACAUAACUAAUAACUACAUAGACGAAACAAAUACAAAUGGUUUUCAUUAUGAGUACCUGGAGAGCAAAGCCGAACAUUACGACAUUGAAAUCAGAAACAUGAAUAUUUAUUCGUUAGACACGAGUUCUCGAAGGGUGCCAAGUCCGAUGAUCAGCAGACCCGAAGUGAUGUAUAGUUGCAAGACGUUAGCAAAGCCCAUUUUGCACGACACCAUGCUCCAGCUCAACAUCGACAGAGAAAUUAACAAAUCCAUGAGCGCCAGCCAAGGCAGCGACUCUAACUUAUUACUACACAAUGAGGAAGACAGUACGAGUGGCAACUAUCACAUUAACAGUGGAUUGAUUGAAAUCGACGGCAGCGUAGUAACGGCUCUAAAAGUAUCGCUAACUCGAGCGCAGUACGAACAAGUAUUAGAUACUUUGCAGUGGUUAACUUCCUCUCCGACCUUAAACGAAGCCCAAGGAAUCUCUCGUUUAAACACCAGGCCGCAGACCGUUCUAUCGGACAUAAGCGAAGAAGACACAGGUGUGACUACCUUAAACAUGGACCCCCACGUACGAGCCAAGUUAUUUCCAACGGUCGGCGCUGCACCGAAAAGCAAACCCUCAUCCCAAUCUAUGGUGGCACUAAAAAUAAGCUUUGAACUACCGGUGUUCACUGUGGAACUACGGGGCGAUACGCCUACUGGGGAACAGGGACUGGUUGAUUUGUCUUUUAGAGAUUUCACGUUCAUUUACGAGAAAUGCCACAAGUACGAGACGAACAUACAGGUCUCUUUGAGGUCUAUAUUCAUGGAAGACCUGCUUCAGCCUGAAGGAUGCAAGCACCGAACUAUGGUGAUCUCGUCUUCUGGAAGCGAGGCACCUCCAAAUGCAACAUGCGUUUCGAGAUCUUGCCCCGAUAUAACGUACCAUCCUCGAAUGAACAGCCCAUCACGAGGGUCGUUGCCUGACCAUUUAGAGACCGCGAAAGUUUUUGGAAUGGGAAAUAUGAACAACUCGGUUUAUAAUGACGCAAACGCGAACGGGGAAGCUUGUCCUUCCACCCCUCCUCCCAGUCCUCACAGAAACAAAAGCAAGCCUAAGAACUUGGUAAUCGUUAGCACGCUGUUAGUUGACACGUCAACUCCGAAUUUCCAAGAGACCUACGGUGGUUUGCAACGUUCUACUUCUGUGGACUUCAAUUGUUUAGACUUGGUGAUAAGUCCCAAGUCUUGGGUGGUCGUGAUUGAUUUCUUCAGCGCUUCUUCUUCGGAACCCAACUAUUCUUCUGCUGCUACGGAUACAGAUACUGUAGAUUCCGCAAAUCCGGUGCCCUUAGAGGGCAGAGCUAUGACGAAUAUCACAGUGCGGUCUUUAACGGUGGUUCUCGUGAAACCGGAUCGUGAUAUCGCCAAGGCGAAUAUCUCGAAUGUCGAAGUUGUGGUUAAAACGACGGGCUUGCUUAAGGAAGUCGAGGGAAAACUGGGAACAAUGUCGCUUCAAGAUUUAACCCUUCACGGACAGUUAUACAGAGAAAGGUUUAUAACUUCGCCCGAACAGGCGUUACAAUUUAAAUACGUCAGGCAUCCUCCCGAUCUAGAGAAAAAUUACGACGCUCAGUUAACCUUAGAUAUGGUCUCGGUUAUGUACGUGCAUACUAAGAGAUUUAUAGCGGAGAUCAUGGCGUUUUACAAUACGUUUACAGAGAGGCAACAGGCGGUUAUGAAGGGAAUUCAGGCAGCUACCAGUGGUCAAUUGGCAAAACGCGUGCCAUCACGUUUAUCGCUGAUAUUCAAGGUUGGCUCGCCUAUUAUGCUGCUCCCCGUCAGUUCAAAGUCGUCAGACUUACUUAUCGUCGAUCUCGGGCAGUUAUAUGUAACGAACUUAUUCAAAUUUUCCGGGGAAGACGGGACGAUAAGCGUAGUCUCCGACGAAAAUAACAAGAGAUGUUUACUUGACGUUAUGACUAUUGAACUCGAAAAUAUCGACUUAUGCACUGGCUUAAUAGAAACCGAAUUGAGUCCCCAGAAGAAGCAGCCGUCUUCGGAGAGCUUCAAAUUAGGUGGCAGUUUAAUAACGAAAAAGGGGCCGUCUUUGCUGCCAAAAAAAUUCCAGCUGAAGUUGCAGGUGGAACAAAAUCUGCACAAAAAGACCUGUCACAUAGUACCUGACAUGAGUAUCUACGGCGAGUUGUCCACUUUGGACGGCGUGUUGGACAUGAGACAAUAUCGACUUAUUAGGGGCUUGCUAACGUAUAAUUUAGGCGAAGAUACGGAAAGAAUCAACCCUUCUGUUCCUGCGCAAGUAGUAACUAACGAGAACGAAUCUCACGAAGAAUGGAAAAUUUUCUCUAUUAAGCUCAAUUUGCAAAAUGUAACGCUACAGCUUAUAAAAUCGCAUAGCAGCGCUUCUCCAUUAACCUGCAUAAACUUUAUAAAGUCCCACUUAACCAUUGAAACAUUCAGCAACCUGUGUCAAGACAUCGACUUAGUCUCCCAAGAGAUACAAAUAGUGGACACUCGUUAUAACGGUGCGAGGCCAAACGAACGUUUUAACGUCUUCACCAACAUACUGCAACCUAUAAAGUACAAAGAAAACGACAUCGUUCAGGCCGAAAUACAUAGUAGGAAGCGGCAGGACUACACUAGAGUUACUAUCCUUUUAAACGAUAUGAGACUGAUGGCUAUUUUUGAUUGGUGGGAGUCCAUAAUGGAAUAUAUCUUCCAAGAUAUCGAAAAUGUACCUUCCAGUCCGGAACAUCAAGUGUCGAUAUCGACCACGAAACAACCGGACAAUAUGAAGUUUGACUUAAAAUUGAAUAUCACCGAUUCGGAAAUCGUGUUAGUUGAAAACUCGUCCCAGUGGGACACGAAUACUGUGAUUUUAAAGAGUACUACCGUUUUAAAAUAUCGUCCGUACAAUUUAGAGAAACCUCUAUCGUGUAGCUUAAACAAUUUGGAAAUGUUUUCUUGUAUUUUGGGAAUGGAAGAUGAAACUGCUCUGUCCAUUAUAGACCCGAUUACGUUGAGUAUCGACAUUAACAAAGAGAAUAUCCUAGAGGUGCAACUGCAAUUUUUAAUCGUACGACUCUCAUACCACGACAUGUGCAUGUUUAUGCAGAUGUUAAACUCCUUGCCGAAGCAAAUAUUUAACAGAAACGGAGAGCAGGGACAAUCUUCUCUUACGAAAAGCCAGAUUGCCACUCUGACAGGUCUUGGAUUCAAAACGGAGGACUGUAUUGUGGCCUUGGAAAAAUGUGAAAAUAGACUGGACGAUGCUGCGCUUUGGCUAACACGUAACGCAGUACCCUCUUCUCGUGUGCCAAAAAAUGAAAAAUAUAUCAGUAUUAAUGCGAUUGAGGUAAAGGCAAAUUGUGUUUCAAUUUGCAUUAUCGACGAUUGCGGUGAUUCAGAUGUGCCACUUCUAGAACUUUCAUUUUCCGAUCUUCAAUUAAACCAACUUCUACCCGAGUUAAAUUUAAACGACCCCGAUCCUAUACAUCCUCAAGGCUCGUUAUGCUGUAUUUUGGCCAGUGAUUAUUACAAUAGAGUACUGUCAGGUUGGGAACCCAUUUUCGAACCGUGGAGGUGUACUAUAAUAUGGGAAAAAAUAAUUUCCCAAACGUUGCUGAAGAAUAAUUUGUCAUUUAAAGUCAGUUCUUAUGAUACAUUCAACAUUAAUAUAACUUCGACUUUAAUGGAGUUGUAUGGGCAAGUAAAAGAAAACUGGACGAUGGACUAUUAUAAAGUAAAGCAGACCUUAAUGAGAAAUCAGAAAGAAGCAGAUCCUGUUAGUACUUUGGAUAGCUUCAGGAGAAGAUCUCCGUUCAUACCGUUUGCUUUAAAAAACGAAACGGGUUCCUUGCUAAAGUUUACAACCCACAUAUCAGACAUAGACAAGUCUAGCACCCCCAUCGUAUAUAAGUCGGAAGAAAAUUGGAUAACGGUCGAUUCUGGACAAACGGUACCUUUUUCCUUUACAAGCAGAGAUAAAAUGCGACAUCAGGAUUCACACAAAAUGAAAAUGCACCAGCUGGGCGUAAAGGUAGAGGGGUGGCAACAUGUCAAUCCGGUCACUGUCGAUAAAGUCGGUGUUUACUUUAGAGACGCUCCAGCGGAAGUGCAAAAUAGAUCAUUAGAUCUACCACCGGUGAGAAUUGUAUUUGACAUAGCCCUAGAGGGAUCUGCCAGAAAGUUGAUAACAGUUCGAUCGGCACUCUUGAUCAUCAACAACUUACCGCAAACGGUAGAAGUAAAACUGGAAAACAGGUUACCCCAUGAUGCCGUUACUCUGUGGGUUCCAAAUAAAUCGUUCAUUGUGGACACCAAGAAGACGCUGGCAGUGCCUUUAGUCCACGCCCAUUCUCAGAUUAAUGUACGACCGAGUGGUUCGCCCCAUCAGUAUACUUUCUGCAUGCCAACAUUGAACUGGUCCGAAAUGCCCAAUUAUGUCGACAAAGUGUAUGAAUUGGCCACGUGCCACACUCACAAGGGAUAUAAUUACAGGUUCUGUGCCGAAAUCAUUAGAGAGAAUUUGUUAAUAGGAUCGAGUACGAGAUACGACCAGCCAGCUCAUAGAAUUUAUUUAUGGCCUACCGUUAAACUGGAGAACCUUCUUCCGAUAGAUAUAGUUUAUAACCUCGCUGGGGAAAAUGGACACGUUAAAGCUGGCGCACAAGCAUCUGUGACUAGCCUUGACCCCGAGAAAGUCAUAGAGCUAGAGAUUAAAAUCGAAAACUUCCAAACCUGCAACGCUAUAGUUAUACCCAGCAGUUGUAACACCGAUUUUAGCGGCCGUAUUAAGCUCGAAGACAGACGUCAGCGGAAAUUGUAUUUGUUCGCAGAUAUUUCCGUUAAUAAAGGAGCUAAGUUAAAAAUUACAAUAUCGGCGUACUAUUGGAUUAUCAACAGGACGGGUUUGCCUUUAGUUUUCAGGCAGUCUGGUUCCUCUACAGAGAGUGCAGGUCAGUUCGAUGAACACGAACAAGCCAGAAUGAUGGCCCCUUUGCUUUUCAGUUUUUCUGACCAAGAUGCCAGUCCGACAAUAAACGCAAGAGUUGGCAAAAAAGUUGUCUGGGAUGGAACACCUCAGUGGUGCUCAAACUUUCAUGUCCAGAAAGGCACCCAAUACCGCAAAUUGCGUGUGACGAUGAGAGACGGCAAACCCGACACGGUUUUCGUGGUCGGUUUGGAGGUUAGACCCGGAAGAGGAAAAUACCGUUCUACCAACAUCAUUACUAUUUCCCCGAGGUACCAACUUUACAAUCGCAGUUCUUACCAGUUAAUCUUCGCGCAGAUGUAUUCGGUGAAAAACUUAAGCCCCCAAGCUCAGAAGACCUACUUGAAAGCUAUGCCCAAUUCGCAUAUGCCCUUCCACUGGUCCAGCCUGGAAAAAGAGCAGUUGCUUUGCGUGUCGAUACUGGACAUUCCGGACUGUUGCUGGUCGGGCGGAUUGAAAAUCGACAGCAUCAAUUCAAUGCACGUCAACAUACGAGACGCAAAUGGAAGAGUUUACUUCUUGCGCUUGGAGGUAAUCCUUCAAGACGCAACUUUCUUCGUCAUGUUUACAGACGCGGACACCAUGCCUCCGCCCAUACGAGUCGACAACUUUUCCGAGGUUCCCAUUCAGUUCGGGCAGAACUGUUAUAUCGACAUCAUGCACAGCAUCGCACGAGCGCACUCUAGCGUACCGUACGCGUGGGACGAACCCACAGAACCCAACAUAGUAAGACUGAUAGCGCCAGGGGGCGUUUCUAAUAUUUAUAAUAUGAACAACUUGGGAUCCAUGCAUGGGUUGACCUAUGAAAAUUUUAUUUAUAUAGCAUUUGUGGGCACUUUUAAGAACAGCUCCAAAGGCGUCAAAGACCCUCACGAUGUAGAGAGCCAGGAGCUGGUCCUGGACGUGCGAUCGAAGGACAGCAGGGUGAUCUUGGCCACGAAAAUACCAGGCGAACGCUCUCAGUUGUGGCGAAUGACCUCGGAAGGGCACCUGCAGCACGAAGGGAGCAGUCCGCCUUCUCAUCCCAACCAGCCCAGACGGAAGGAUAAUAUUCUGGUGUUGGACAUAGAGAAUACCGCUCCGCAACCCAACACGUACUCCCGGUUGAUGCUGCGUCGCAUAGACCCUAGGAGGCAGUCCACGCAGAAAUGGAGGUUCACCGAGGAAGGACGGCUGUGCUGCGAUCAUUACAAUAUGUGCGUGCAAGCGCAAGACGGGUUUUAUGGGUUGCGUCCAGGGAAUUCAGCCGUUCUCGGUUUACCGCAGCCCAUAUGCCACAAAGUAACGGACAGAGGCAUUCCGAUCGAGCAAGCCAUCGAACGGCAGAGAUUACGUCCAGGCUCCGGUUUCCUGGCCGUUGACAUAUACAUGGACGGGCCUACGCAGGUCAUAAGCAUCAAAGACAUAAAACAAAAAUCGGUGUACGCCUCUCCCGAUGACAAGGAAUGGGGAAUGAUUUCUCGCAAGCAAAGGCCCGAUCUUACCUGGAAAGAGGAUAAUCAGAACAGGAUCACUACCGAGAUGCAAUUCGGAGUGGACUUAAGAGGGCUCGGUGUUAGCGUAGUCUGCAGGAAAACCCACGGGGAGCUGCUGUAUGCCCAUUUCUCCGAUAUCGUUGGACAGUCGACGAUAACUCCUCAGACUCGGCAGUUCAGCAUCAGCGUCAAGGAUAUACAAAUUGAUAAUCAGCUUUUGGGUUCAUCAGUGCCCGUUGUCUUGUACGUUACGCCGCCCAAUUCGAGAAACACCGACGAAGCCUACGACCAUCUGCCGGCGCUUGUCUUUGACGCCGAAAUGCAAGAGAAAGAUAAUUCGAAUGCGGUUAUUUUUAAGCAUUUGAUUUUACGGUUGAAGAAGAUUACGAUAAUUAUCGAAGAGAUGCUGCUGCUGAAAUUUUUCUCGUUUAUGGGGCUUCACUCGCAAGAAGAGGAACUUUUUAAUAAGGACGAAAACGAUUACGAGACUCAGAAGUUGCUUAUGGAAGUAUCGGCAGCGCACGCUAAAAGAUAUUAUUUUGGUAUCAUCAAACUGAUUCCUGAUCAAAUCCGACUGAGCGUUACGACGGCCAGUAAACUUCCUAAACAUUUGCAAAGAAUCAAGAGAAAAUUAGGUCUAACUUUGAUCAAAUUCGAGGACGCUGCUGUCGACCUACAAGCCUUUGAAAGGAAACACCCCUUUGAAACGAGAGAGUUUCUGUUUAAGUCUAUUAUAAAGCAUUUUAAAGAUGAAUUGAUGUGGCAAGCCGGAAUAAUUCUAGGUUCAGUCGACUUCAUUGGAAAUCCCCUUGGACUGAUGAACGACGUUUCCGAGGGCCUAUCGGGCUUCAUCUACGAAGGUAACGUUGGCGCUCUAGUAAAGAACGUCACUCACGGCAUGUCGAAUUCCGCCGCCAAGAUCACGGAGUCUUUAUCCGACGGUCUGGGAAGAGUGGCCAUGGACGACUACCACGAGGAGAUGAGGCAAAGAAUAAGACAGGUACAGACCGGCAAGAGCUCGGAUCACAUCUUGGCUGGGUUCAAGGGUCUCGGUUUUGGAAUACUGGGCGGCGCUACCGGCAUAUUCAAGCAGGUGUAUGAGGGUGCCUCUAAUGACGGGAUUCAAGGUGUUUUUUCUGGUCUCGGUAAAGGUCUGGUGGGCGCCGUUACUAAACCUGUGGUAGGAGUGCUCGAUUUCGCAUCGGAGACAGCUAGAGCUGUAAGAGAUUCGAGUAGAAGUAAGACGAUGCCCGAGCGUAUUAGAUUGCCCAGAUGCGUCCACGGGCCCGGGGAACUGUUGCCCACAUAUAAUUCUAAGCAAAGUGAAGGACAACAGUACCUUUACAUGGUCAAUCAUAAGGAUUACGAAGAGCAAUUAAUCGCGUAUCAGGUGUUAGGAAGUGCUUCCGAGGACUUGCUUUGCAUCGUGUCGAAUAAAAUGAUUCGGAUCGCCACAAGCACAAAGACUCCGGAAUUGGCUACCGUUCUUGAAUGUCCAUUAAGUGAUUUGGAAGUCUGCAACGUUAUAAGAGAAAAGGACCACGGGGAGAGCCGCUACUACAUCGAAAUCGUGAUGCACUACGCCGGAGUAAGCGCGGCCUUAGUGAAUCCGGAUCCCGUAAAGAAACCACGAGUGAGGUGUAGGACUUCCGACCUCGCCGUCGCGGUAUCCCAACAAAUAAAUUAUGCCAAAAGAAUGUAUAUCGAACAUCUAUAUACUUUAAGUAACGACAAUAUCUCAAUUUCUGAAGACUGAGUACUUUUGUUGCUUUUUAAAUGUUUUAUUUAUUAUUUCUACGAGAAUGACAGGAAGGGGUACGUAGCGAUAGGAAGGCUACGUUAGGUGCUGUUUUGUUACAGAUACACGACGGUAUGUACAUACAUAGUUUAUUUUUCUGAGGUUUUCGUUACAUGAAAACAACAAUUCUAUUUUCCUGGGACAGAGGCAAACUCGAUUCAGUUUUGUUAAACUGGACUUCUAGUGGCUAGAAAAAACAGUUCGGCGACAAUUUGGCAAAAGCAAAAGACUUUUUUUUCUGAUGUACUUUGUAUUAAAUUAUAAAUUAAAGUGAUAUAUUUUUUAAAAGAAUUAAAUUUGAAAAUUCAGCCUCUUUUUCUCUUUGUUUGUAUCACUUUCAUUACUUUGACUCCUAUAAAGGAUUUUUUGCAUCCAAUGUUUUUUUUAAUGUAAUUUUCUUGUAAUUUUUUUAUUUAAGGGUUGUCCGAUCGAUGUAAAAUUCAACAUCCACAGGUAAAAAUACGUUGCUGACACUUGGGGCGUUUUUCCAAGCUGGACUACUUUUUACCUUAAAAUUAGUAAAAAUAUCGGUCAAUCUAUUAAAAUAAUUUUUGCAGAAUAAUUAAUAAAAAAAAUGGCGGCCAGAAAUGUAAUUCAUGCAAUUUUUCACCUACACAACAAAAAACUAAAAUUUUUUCGAUUAUAUUAACCGUUGAAGGUGUAAGUACGAAUUUUCAAAAAAAAAAUAUGAUUUUUGGCAUAUUGAUAUCCUCCUCCUCUUUUUCCUUUCCCGUUUCACCGGCUCCCAUAGUAAAAAAUUACAACGCAUCGCGAUGAUCACAAAGAACGCUCGGAACAGACAAAGAGGCUGGGACAAAAUUAAAAUUUGGGGCAUAUACAAAUUUUUGCUGCCUAUAAAAAUGAGGAUCGUACAUGACGACAACACGAUGUAUCGAAGAAAACUUACAGAUGCCGUCUUAUAAUUAAAAAUAUUAAUAGUAAUUGCGAAUUUGCCAGAUUUCUGCUUUUUCAUAUAUAACAGAAAUUUGUACUUUUCUAACGAAACAGUGAUAUAAGUUUAACAAGUAUGAUAAACCAAUGUGUCAGACAGACAAAAAAAAUAGUAAUUCAGCAACAAUACAAUUGGUAUUAUCAGAUUGGCCAUGUUUUUUGCUCCUGAAUGUGAAAUUUGUGUCAGUCGGACAACUCGUAUAAAAGCUAUAGUGGGUGUGCCAUUUAAAGAAUCACCCUGUAUAGAAUUUUUUUGUUAACUGGUUUACAGAGUAAUUCCCCAUUAUCACACUUUGGCACUUUGGUUUUGAGAAAAAGUGUAGGAAUAAGUGAUUCCUAAUAUGAAAAUAAGCUGUAUUUUAUUUAAAGUUUUGUAAUGAGAUACUUGUAAUUAUCAUCACAAGUAUUAAACCAGGGCGGAUCUGUCGAAAUAUCCCACUUUUUGGAUGUAGGUGGGGGCAAGUUAAUUUUUGCUGGAAUA
This is a messenger RNA of Anoplophora glabripennis (Asian longhorned beetle), 14110 nucleotides long. It is a transcript of the gene Vps13D, whose product is annotated as vacuolar protein sorting-associated protein 13D. Gene Ontology annotation, cellular component: extrinsic component of membrane. The transcript has 37 exons. Gene Ontology annotation, molecular function: protein binding. The record is from RefSeq and is a predicted model, not a curated record. Gene Ontology annotation, biological process: protein retention in Golgi apparatus; protein targeting to vacuole; mitochondrion organization. Bases 232 to 12636 code for a protein of 4134 amino acids. NCBI's taxonomy places the organism in Eukaryota, Metazoa, Arthropoda, Insecta, Coleoptera, Cerambycidae.